Stereum hirsutum FP-91666 SS1 is the source of this 2340-nucleotide messenger RNA. Its product is annotated as aspartate kinase. The record is from RefSeq and is a predicted model, not a curated record. Bases 215 to 2122 code for a protein of 635 amino acids. Lineage: Eukaryota; Fungi; Basidiomycota; Agaricomycetes; Russulales; Stereaceae. Gene Ontology annotation, molecular function: aspartate kinase activity. Gene Ontology annotation, biological process: amino acid biosynthetic process. The transcript is spliced from 8 exons.
CUCAAAAGACAUACCCGGUCACCCACGAGCAGUCAGCUCCUUCCAGCACCAGCUGCACUCUCCUUACCCGAGCAACCAAAAUAUAUCCGACCGAAGCUCAGCGAAUAGACCGUAGACGCUGAAAGUCACCGUUCGUAUCGGACAGCAAAACCUUGGGAUUUUUUGAAACGAACGGUCUUCAUCUUGUCUACUUCUGCAACUCUUUGCAUAGACCAUGUCAGACUUCAGCACACCCUCCCCGACAGUACCUUCGUCCGGCUCGCAGUCCGUCGAGGGUACACCCCCACCCGGGACGCCACCGAACCUUCACCAAAAUAGUAUAGACCCCGCGGCACUAUGGCUUGUUCAAAAGUAUGGCGGAACUAGCGUUGGAAAGUUCGCAGAUAGAAUCGCGGAGGAAAUUAUACCAGCAUACCUCGAUCAACACAAACUCGCCAUCGUAUGUUCAGCACGCUCCGGGUCCACUAAAGCCCUCGGAACGACCAACCUUCUUCUCCGCGCUGCCUCCGAAGCCCUCCAACGUACACCACCUGCCGCCAGCGUACCUGCGACUCCCGGUGGCGCAGUCACUCCCUUCCCAUUCUCUUCCAGUCUUGGCUUCCUUCGCGAGCGUUCCUCACGUCCACCGUCCGUAGUCCAGUCACCCGUCAUGACCGGAGCAAACUCUCGCUCCGGCUCACCACCUUCGCUUUCAAAUUCACUCGUCCUCACGCCAGUCACUGAGCCGCCUGUGCCAGAAGCACCGCCGUUCAGUAAGACAGUGGACGUGAUCCGAGACGAACACGUCAAGGCGGCGAGGAAGGCGGUGGUGAAUAGUGCGGAGAUAUUGAAGGAUCUGGAGGAGGAGAUCGAGAGGGAUUGUGAGGGGCUACGGAGUUUCUUGUACGCCACUUCUGUCAUCGACGAGAUCUCUCCACGCUCGAGAGAUAGCAUCAUUGGCUUUGGUGAAAAGCUGGGCUGCAAGAUCAUCACAGCGGCUCUACGAGAUCGUGGCAUCGACGCGGAAUUCGUCUCACUAGAGAACAUCAUACCGCCAACAGACGACGGAGAAGGCACACUCGGCCAGCCAUUCUACGACGCCGUUUCCGCCGUCUUCGCAGAACGGAUCAGACAAUGUGGCUCUCGCGUCCCCGUCGUCACCGGUUUCUUCGGCCCCGUCCCCGGCUCCCUCCUACGCCAAGUCGGUCGUGGCUACACCGACCUCUGCGCCGCCCUUCUUGCCGCAGGCCUCGGGGCCUCCGAACUCCAAAUCUGGAAAGAAGUCGACGGGAUAUUCACCGCCGACCCUCGCAAAGUGCCCACCGCGCGUCUCAUCCCCAUCAUCUCCCCGGAGGAGGCUGCAGAACUAACGUAUUACGGGAGCGAGGUCGUCCAUCCGUUUACUAUGGAACAGGUGAUUAGGAGGAAGAUACCGAUUAGAAUCAAGAAUGUUGAGAAUCCGCAGGGGGGAGGGACGGUCAUCAAGCCGGAUGAGGAGGUGGAUGCAGCGGAGGGGGUGGAGGGGUCUGGGAUGACUACGCCACCCUCGGCGGGAGCAGGAGGGACACCGGCGUUGACGCUCGCUGCCCUUUCUGCGCUCUCGUUUACGGGUCCGGACGAUGGGACCCACCCUGCGCAUCGGAGGCUUCCGACCGCGGUGACUAUCAAAGAACGCAUCAUCGUGCUGAAUGUGAACUCGAACAGGAAGAGCGUCUCGCAUGGGUUUUUGGCGGGGAUUUUUGGGACGUUGGAUCGGUUUGGGGUCGUGGUGGAUUUGAUUAGCACGAGCGAGGUGCAUGUGAGUAUGGCGAUUGAGGACGUGUUGGAGAAGAGGGUCGUGCAGAGGUUGGUUCGGGAGUUGGAGAAGAGUGGGAGUGUCUCCCUCCACCGCGAUAUGGCCAUCCUCUCCCUCGUCGGCAAACAGAUGCGCCACUCGAUCGGAAUUGCGGGCAGGAUGUUCACUACCCUCGCCCAGGGCAACAUCAACAUCGAGAUGAUCUCCCAAGGUGCAAACGAGAUCAAUAUCUCCACCGUCAUCGAAGGGCGGAACGCCGUCAAGGCUCUCAAUUUGAUCCAUCAGAGUUGUUUGCAGAUUAAGAGAGAUGAGGGGGCUAAGGGACGAGUUGGCCCUUGGUUGUUCUAGGAUCGUCUCCACUCAAUAUCACAACGUCCUCGCCGCCACAUGCAGCGUUCAACACCUGCCGCGAGUCGAGGACGUUCUUCCGUAUCAUUUACCACGACCACCGUCAUCAUCAUCAUCAUCAACGUCCAACCGGGGAUGGGAAAAGUUUUGCUUAUUGUUGUAUGUAUGUAUUCAAACCAAAAUGCCGUGCCGGCGCAGUGCUUUCUCGAUUAUGUCCG